Molecule: messenger RNA, 15077 nt
Organism: Salarias fasciatus (jewelled blenny)
Lineage: Eukaryota; Metazoa; Chordata; Actinopteri; Blenniiformes; Blenniidae
Product: polycystin-1-like
Biological process (GO): calcium ion transport
Cellular component (GO): plasma membrane
Molecular function (GO): protein binding; monoatomic cation channel activity
Source: RefSeq, a predicted model, not a curated record
GAACUUGACGGGAGACAAAAGUAUCCAUUUGUGAGGCAAGAACAGAGUGUUAAAAGUGCGGCCUGUGCGCUCGUGCGCUCACAUGAGAGCCGUGGAACCGGAGCCGCGCGCGCGUCGCUCCUUCGCACACUGAGAGGACUAAAUUCUCCGGGGCGAUGAGAUGUGAGUGAGCGAUGCCUUGUGGAAAUGGACAGACUCUAUCCAAGCGAAAACAUGGCGUCUGCGUCCCGAGGCUCCGCGUCCUCUCCGGUCUGCUCGCGGCGCUCUGCUGCCUGGAGGCUUGGGGCUCCGGGCCGCCGGGGGACGGCGGCCCCGGCCUGUGCGGCCCCUGUCCCGUUAACUGCAGCUGCGCGCCGGCGGCGGGCCCGCUGCCGUCCUGCGUAGUCAACUGCUCGGGCUCCGGGCUGGAGAGGGCCCCCGCCGCGGCGGACGUCCCGCUGGCCACCAGCGUGCUUGAUCUGUCCAAGAACCACAUCUCCUCCCUCGAAACCAGCUUGCUCGAACGUCUCCCUGGUCUCCAGGAGCUGCAUCUUCAAGGGAACAGGAUUAAUGUUCUCCCAAGAGGAGUCUUCUGCUGGGGGCCGCUGUCAAUCCUUGAUUUAAGCAACAACCUGAUCGCCGCCAUAGACGAGCGGAUAAGUGACAACCUGUGUAAUUUAACUCAAAUCGAUCUGAGCGGAAACCCGUUUAAAUGUGACUGUAAACUGUUUCGACUGGUCAGCCAGCUCCAGAAGAAAGGGGUGAGAGUUCGGCGCCCACACGCCAUGCUCUGCAGCCAGCCCCCGAAGCUCCGCCAAGAGCCCCUGCUCAAUACCAGCCUCCGCACCUGUGGUCCGACCUACGCCGGCUGUCUGAGGGACAGCAGCAGCGGAGGAGGAGGACAGAUCGAGCUCGUCAUCUUCUCUUCUUCCACUCCUGGAAACUUCACCCGCGAGCAGUGUAACAGCGUGUGCUUCGGCGUUGCGUCACACCUCUACGGCGGUCUGGGGGAGCGACACGAGUGUCUCUGCAGCACCAACUCCCAACCGAACCUGAUCAGCAAAGCUCAGUGCUCCAACGCCUGCACCGACCCAGAAGUCAUGGCGCAAUGUGAGUGGACUGAGGUGCAUGACGUGUUUGUGGUGAAGUUCUCCGUCACGCUGAAGCCGCCCCCGCCGCAAAACGUCCACGACCUCGCCGCCUUCUCCGCCGCCUCGUCCGUCACCCCCGUGACGCUGUCCUGGGACUUUGGUGACGCUUCCUCGCGGUUCAACACCACGGGAGCGGAAAUCACCGCCGCGUCUCACAAAUACGGACUUCCGGGACGUUACGCGGUGACGGUGACCGCCUGGGCCGAACACAAGGAGGUUGUUAAGGUCUCCACACGAGGGGAAGUGAUCGUGACUCUCCCCCCCAAACUGGAGCUGCACUGUCCGACGCUUGCUGUGGCGAAUAAGAGUCUGGAGGUCAGACUGGUCAGCUGGGGUGCUCUGGGCUUGGACGUGGACUGGAAGAUUACAAAGGACGGCGUCCAGGUUGCCAAAGCGUCUCCUCUUUGUCCGCGGGACAGCGUGUUCCUCGCCGAGUCCUCGAGUUGCUUCCACAUCCUUCCCGGCGAGCUGAGCUGGACCGACGCUCGACGGCAGUGUUUGGAUCGCAGCGGCGAGCUGGCCAUCGUCAGGAGUGACGCCCUGCGUGGCCUGCUGGCACCCAAAGUCACACAGGAACGAGGCGUGUGGCUGGGAUUGAGCGACGUCGAGACUCCGGGCAAAUUACGCUGGGUGAACGGAUCGGAGGCUCAGGACGGGGAGGCGGGCCUGCCGCCGCACUCGCCAAUCUCCCACGGCAACCUGUGCGUUUCCCUCGACCAGAAUGGCCAGACCAGUUCACACCUGUGCGACUCCAAACGAGCCUACAUGUGCCAGUACACGCCUCAAGUACACGUUCCAGAUGCUGGGGUCUUCGCAGUGGGAAUGGCUGUGUUUCCCUCCCAUAAUCCUUUGCACCAUGCUCCGUCGGCCCCCUUAUCUGCACCGCGGCCUCCCAGCGGUGCCAUCGAGACGCUGUUGUUCCCUGCACUGAGCUUUGUCCAGGACGGCCGUCUGUCCUCGCUGGAGUUUAUUGCUCAGGAGCUCAGGGCUCAGGUCCACAUUCGCUUCCAGAUAUACCGACCGCGCUGUCCUCAGCCCAACAUGCAUCUGCUGCUGCCAGGUUGUGGAGGCCCGGCGUGUUCUCCGCUCGCCACCUGCGUCCCCAACGUCACCCGGAGCGGCGAUCCCCCCUCCUGCCCGCCGCUGCAGCAGUGGUGCCCCUUCCAGCGCCGCUGCCUGCCCCUCUCCAGCCCGUGCCAGCCCUCUUCCUGCCCCAACUGUACCCAGGGUCACCACCCUCCACCUGGGACGGAGAGGCCUCGGUAUUCCCUCCGGAGUGAGGUGGUCUUCUCUCUUCCAGCCGGGCCAGCCACUCACAUGCAGAUACAAGACCAGCUGGAGGACAUCCUUGUGUCUCGCGGUGACGUAAUCGCCCUGCAGCACGACGGUGGUCCGUCCUCUCUCCUCCGCUGCCAGUCCUCUCCACAAUCCCAGGGCCAGCAGCCUGUUUUAGCCCUCAACCAGUCCGAGUGGUUCUGGCUCAACAACACCAGGCGGUUCCCAGGCACUUCAGCUGACCCCCACGUUGACCCUCUGCGUGACCCUGAGCUGGACGUGGAGGCGCUGGUGCUGGACGGCGAGGGAGGCUGGCUGGACGAGGCGGUCUGUCCCAUCAGAGUGCUCUAUGUAGGACAGAGUGAGACCCUGCUGCAGGGAGCCCAGCUGUCCACUGGUCUGCCGCAGCCUGGCGUCUACAGCCUGCUGGUUACUUCUGCUGAUCCGUCGUACCCAGCCUCAGCAUCCUGCCCGUUGCGGGUUGUGCCGCCUCUGGGCUUGACUGUUCUCCACCCUGCUCCACGGAACGGCAGCAUCUACCUCCAACCCAACGACACUCGGCUCCUCCUGCGCGUGCAGUCUUCCUACGUUACGACGCUGUCUCGCCGCGGCACUAAUCUCACCGUGACUUUCCAGCCCGAAUGUCCUCAGGAGUUUUUGUCCAGCCCGGCUCUAUGCCAGCCUGGGCCCGGUUCGGGGUCGUGGGUCGAGGCCGCAGAGCCCAGCUUGUAUGCGGUGCUGGAUCUGAAGCUGGGAGAAGAGGAGCAGAAGAGUCCGGUGCAGGUGGAGCUGGAUGCUCACAAUAACGUGACGGAGGCCAGCCUGGUCAUGGUCGCCCAUGUCGAGGAGCCGCUCAGGGUUCUGGUGGUGCAGCCGGACCCGGCACACAGAGUACUGAUGGAGUCCGUGGUGAGCUACACAGCCUCAGUGAUUGAAGGGUCUAAUCCAACAUUUAAAUGGACGGUGGAUGACAAGCCCUAUUUCACCUAUUACAACACCGUCCUCAAUGUCAUUUACCAGCAUGCUGCCAUCUACAAGCUCACAGUGACGGCCAUGAACCAUGUCAGCACGCUCACAGAGCAUUUCAACGUCACCGUGGACCGCCUGCAGCACAUGGCCAACCUCACGGUCAAAGGCGUGCCGGAUGUGGUCCCUCAGGGCUCCACUCAGACUCUCACCACCUCCGUCCUGGUAGACAUGGCCGUGGCCGCCACAUUCAGAUGGCAUUUUGGUGAUGGUGGAUAUAAGGAGUUUGAAUACAAGCCUCCCUACCCGUCUUCCAUCCUCUGCCCAGACUCCCCAAAUCAAGUUCUCCUGAGCAAGAACAUCACCUACAUUUACUCACAGCCAGGUAUAUACACAGCCGUUGUGUCGGUGUCCAAUCGAUACGAGAACAUCAGUCAGAGUAUCAACAUGAGUGUCUACAGCAUCCUCACCCGUGUGGAUAUACAAACAGAGCCUCGACUCCUCCUUGUUGGCAAAUCCGUUGAUUUUGAAGCCCAUCCUCUCCCCUCACCCUACGGCAUUCACUAUGACUGGCACUUUGGAGAUGGUUCUGCCCAGCAGCAGGGACGCCGAGUGGCACACACCUUUGCACAGAGUGGAAACUUCACCGUCUGUGUUUCAGUGAAUAACACCAUAAGCGCCAAGGAGGCAUGUGCUGAGAUGUUUGUGUAUGAGGAGAUUGAGAAUCUCACAGCUCAGAGCUCCUCUCCCACAGAGCUGCACAGUCCCACCAAGGUGUGGGCGCAUUUCUCUUCGGGUAACAACAUCACGUGGACCUUCUCAAUGGGGGAUGGGAGCAUCUAUAAUACAUCUGAAUCUAAUGUGUCUCACAGCUACGACAAAGAAGGCAAUUACACAGUAAAUGUGACUGCAGUGAAUGCUGUGAGCUCCGCCUCCAUAAGUCUCCCAAUUCAGGUGUUUGUCUUCCAAGUUAUACGAAUGGAGCCGUCAGGAUGCGUCCAGGAGCGGACCACCGUCCACUUUCAGGCCUGGGUCUCUGGUAACACAUCACUCCACCUUUAUGAAUGGAGCUUUGGGGAUGGAAGCCCCAAUGAGACUCACCAGGGAAACCCCAGGGUUUCACACACGUACUGGACGAGUGGAAACUACCACCUCUCUCUGGUUGUUUCCAGUGGCGUCAACAAGGCACUCAAGCCUAACUUCUUCAGCUGGGUGUGUGUUCAGCCUGCCUUGACCAACGUCAGCCUCUCUCAUGAGAAAUCCCACUAUGCCACGGGAGAGGAAAUACACUUCCAGAUUAGAGCCGAGCCCCAUUUUAACUACACCUAUAAGUGGGACUUUUCUAGAGAGGAAGACCCUCGGCUGGUUUACGGCUCUGGGGACACUGUCACAGCGUACGAAACUCCAGGUUCAUACAUCGUGACAGUCAGUGUUUCCAACAACAUUUCUUCCAGUAACGCAAGCACCGUCAUCGAGGUUCUGAGGCCCAUUGGACCAGUUCUUAUUCAGCACAAUGGGACAAAGUUCAACAAUCUGACAGUUGGAGCUCCUUAUGCUUUCAUGACCUCUUCCUUGGCCGACAGUGUUACUUACACCUGGGACUUUGGAAAUGGAAAAGUGCUGACUGGCCAGAAUACUCUCCAUACCUACAACGUUUCCGGGAGGUACAACAUAACACUGAGAGCCGUCAACUCCGUCAGCCAGAAUGAAACUGUGCUGCCUGUUACUGUGCUGGCACCGAUUCGUGGGUUGACGGUGAACGCCAGCUUGAUAAAUGUCCCUCUUAAUGCCUCGGUGGACUUUGAGGCUCAUAUGGACAAGGGAGACAAUGUCCGGUUCUCCUGGAUUCUGUGUGACCGCUGCACCUCCAUCCCAGGGAUCAUCACGAUGUUCUACACCUUCCGAUCUGUUGGCACGUUCAACAUCAUCGUGACAGCAGAAAAUGACGUAGGAACCGCUCAAGCCAGCAUUUUCCUGUUUGUCCAGCGUGAACUGGAGGACUUGCAGAUUUUAGCAGAGAAGGUGGAAGGAGCUGGAUUCACAGCAUUGGAGGCUUGUUGCUUCCCUACAAACCGCGUUCUCCACCUGCAAGCGGGAUUAAAAGAAGGCACCAACAUGACGUUCACCUGGAACUUGAUCAGACAGCUGGAGCCUGCCAGCUCAGUAAACAAAACGGGAAAGGCUGUGGAGCUGAUUUUUUCCAAGCCGGGUCCAUGUGAUAUCUUUCUCCGGGCAGUCAACCUCCUCGGCCAGCUGGUCGUCAACAAAACAAUCUACUUUUUUGAACCAGCCGGCGGAGUGUCCCUGCAGAUUACAAACAACCCGGUUGCAGUCGGUGCUCCGACAAACCUGACAGUGGAGACAGCUGAAGGCUCCGACCUGCAGUACCGCUGGUCUGUGGAUGGGAAGAGUCUGCAGUGGAACAAACCCUGGAGGACGCACACCUUCAGCAGUCACGGGGACAAAACCGUUUCUGUGGGUUUUAACGAAGUCAGUUCAGAGUUUGCGUCGGGAAUCGUCAGUGUUCAGGAAGUCAUUUCAGGGCUGACGUUCUCAGCUACGAACAUGACCGAGCAGAGUUUUGUCGCCACAGGCGACAAUGUAACGCUCGAGGGGGAUGCAGCGACAGGGACAAAUGUAACCUGGACGUGGCUGCUAGACGGAAGAACAAAAACAGGAAAGAGAACGUCCGUCAUCUUCCAUGAACCAAAGACGGCCAAUAUCACUUUGAAUGCCACUAACGACGUCAGCAGUCGAGUGUUCUCCAAGGAGGUCUUUGUACAGGACAAAAUUCAGGGAUUAGAGCUGAAAGCAAGUACCAAACUUGUCGCAGUAAACGAGAGGGUGGACUUCACCAUUUCCAUGACGGCGGGUUCAGACGUACAUCUCAUCCUCAGCAUGACCGGCGACGCCACGGUUUAUCCUCAGCCCAACCAAACCUUCAGCCACGUAUUCACCCGAGUGGACACUUACAUGGUGAAUCUCACCGCCUACAACAAGGUGAGUUCCAUGAGGUGGAACCACCAGGUGGAAGUGAUGGAGCCGGUGCGCAGACUGACUAUAAAGGGAUGCUGCGCAGCCAUCCCCGUGGGUGUGAAGAAGGUCUUUGAGGCCAGCGUUGACAAAGGCAAACCAGUUAGUUUCCUGUGGGCUUUCGAUUUGCAGCAUCUCAAAGCAUCACAGUUGGGAAAAGAGGUGAGCUACACCCCGGAAGUAGCAGGAUUACUGACCAUCUACCUGAAUGCCUUGAACAGUCUGCAUGGUCAGAACAUUACAAGGUACGUCCAGGUCCAGCACCUGCUGAGGACCGCCAGCCUGUCUGCAACGCCACGAGACACCUUCGUCAAUAAGACAGUGACCCUGGUGGCUUCGGUCACACCCAGAUCUAACUCUGUUCACUGCCUGUGGGAUCUGGGUGAUGGUUCUACUCCAGUCCACACCGACACCCCGACUGUGGGCUAUGAGUACAAAUACCCAGGACACUACCUGGUCCAGGCGAACUGCAGCAACCUGGUGAGCUGGGUGUGGGCCCAGGUGGAGGUGAGCAUCAGCGUUUUGGAGUGUGAAGAACCCGAAGUGCAGGUCGCGCCGCGUCUGGCCAUCUGGCGUUCCCAGCCCACUCUGGUGGAGGCCACCGUGGACCUGAAGGGCUGCAUACGCUACGGAGCGCAGUACCUGUGGGAGAUCGUCCCAGCAUCCUCCUGUGAUGAUGAAGUGCGGAAAGACCACCCUGCGGCCCCUGGAGCCGGGACUCGGUCUCCUCAGUUAAUCCGCCUCCCGAUGGAUGUGGAUGUGCGUCGGCUGCAGCUUUCUUUGCCAAAGAGGGCUUUAGCAGCAGGGAACUACACCCUGGUGUUCUCUCUGUCGUACGAAGGCGUGCCGCUGAGGAAGGCCGCCUGUCUGCAGCUCAGUGUCAUGGCUGCCAGGCUGGUGCCCAUCAUUGAAGGGGGGACGUACCGGGUGUGGUCCAGCACCCAGGACCUUCAGCUCAGUGCAGAGCAGUCCUACGACCCCAACAUGGAUCCAGACAGCCAGUCGCUGCUCAAUUACUACUGGGACUGUAUAAGUACCUCCAAGGGCCCAGAGCACUGCUCCACUCUGAACUUCGGUCUGGGACGCAACGACCCCGUUCUGGGAAUCUCCGGCUCCGAGCUGGAGGUAGGCGUGGAAUACACCUUCGAAUUGAAAAUCAGCAAAGACGGCAUGGCCCCAGAAUCCGUCACGCAGACCGUGCUCGUCCAGAGCGGACGCAUCCCCAUGGUGUACCUGGAGUGUGUGUCCUGUAAGGCUCAGUCCAUUUUCGAGGUCAGCCUGAACUCGUACGUCUACCUCAAAGGAACCUGCACCAACUGCCAGGGCUUCCACCGCGGGCGCUGGAGUGCCGUGACGCUGCAGAACGAGACCCUGGUCCUGGACCUGUCCUCCACCACCACGGGCAGCGGCGGAAUGCAUCUGGUGCUGCGGCAGGGCGUCCUGCGCCACAACGACCCCUACAUCUUCACCCUGCACGUGACCGACAGCAGCCUGGACGGCGAAGGCGCCGCCUCCAUCACGCUGCACCACAACAUGCCGCCGGCGGGUGGGAAGUGCCACCUGAGAGGUGGAGGCGAGGCCGGGGUGGAGUACGGGGACGGAGAGGAGGAUGGCUGGAGGAUCCGGACGCUGCUGGACCGGGUCUACUUCAACUGCUCAGGUUACCGUGACCGUGGGAUCUCGGAGACGCCGUUGCUUUACAGCCUGCUGGUGACACGCUGCAGAGAUGACUACUGCGAGGACUUCUGCGUGUACAAGGGCAGCAGUCCGGAGCACGCGGCCUUCCUGCCGCCGGGAUUCGCCGUCGCACAGAACCGCGUGGUUGUUGUGAUCACAGUGGAAGACCACCAGGGGGCAGCCAUCAUCGCACAAAACAAGACCAUCGAGGUCGGGCUGCCAGAUCCUCCCCCAGAGUUCAGCAGUCUUCCCCACUGGCUGUCUGAGCUGACAGACAGCAAGCUGAAAAAGCUGCUGGAGCAGGGAGACUCCCAGAGGGUCCGAGAAGUAUCGCUGGCUCUCAUCACAGUGCUGAACGAGUAUGAGCAGAUCAGGGAGUUAUCAAAAGUGUCUCCGAAGGAGAUCAACUACCGAGUCCGGGUCCGCAGCAACAUCACCAGAGCUCUGACCGCACUGGACCUGACCACCGUCAGUGACAUCCAGCAGACCUCCGCCGCUCUGGCCCAGUGCACGGCGGUGAGUCGAGAGUUUAUCUGUGAAGAGUGUCAAAACAGCACUUUGAACAAGCUGGAGUCCAUGCUGGAGAUCCUGCAGACGGACACCAAGCAGGGCACCGUCACCCCGACAGAGAUCGCCGACAACAUCCUCAACAUCAUGGGUGAUCUCAUCCAUCAGGUCAGCCAGUCGGCCUCCUACUCCUCCCUGCUCCACCCGGCCUAUGUGGACCCCCCUCUGACCCCGUCCGCCUCCUCGUCCUCUCCUUCCCCGGGUGAGGAGCACGGGAACGCCCUGUUGGAAGCGGCACCGUCGCCCCUGGAGCCGCACCCCCUGCAUGUGGCCGCCAAGGCUUACAGCCUGUCCUCGGUGCUCAUGCUGAUCCUCAUGCACGCCCGCGUGCUCAACGAGGAGCCGCUGGUCCUCAGAGGGGCCGAGAUCGCCGCCACCGGAAAGCUGGCGGACCCGCAGAGUCUGCUCUGCUACCAUGGAAACAACAGCCCAGAGUGCGAGCGGUUCUCCAUCCCUCGGGCUUUCAACACAAGUCUGGGAAGAGCUGCAGCAGGAAACAGCAUCAUGCAGCUUCUUUUUCAGGUGGAGUCCAACCCUUUCCCCUUCAACUAUGUCGCCAACUACACCGUGUCCACCGAGGUGGCUUCCAUGGAGUUUCGCACUGAAAACGGCACCCAGAUCCCAAUUUCAGGGCUGGAUGACAGCCAGGCCAUCACUGUCGCCGUAAACAAUGGCACCGGUGGAGAAGUGGGCGCCGUGGGCUCCGGCGGCGGCGGCGGCGGAGGCGUCCCCACGGCCGGACCGGUGAACAUCAGCCACUGUGACUCCGUCACCGUCAGCGUCAGGACGGGAAACAGCAACAGGCGGGCCGGGCUUUUUGUGCAGCUCAAUUUCACCUCUAUGGAAGAUGCAAAUGCGAAGGAUAAAACCGAAGAGGAAGGAGAGGAGCCGUACAUCACCGCCUACCUCCACUCCCAUGAGCGGCCCAAUGAGUUUAACUGCACUGAGCGAAAGCGAAUCACACUCAGUAUGACCAGAGGGCAAAACCCGGAUCACAGGAAAUACACCUUCUUCCUGUCGCCAGAGUUCUACGACACGACUCUGGACUACUACAUCAACGUGAGCGCGCCCUGCCGGCCCAGCGCUCCCCCCGUGGGGGUUCGCCUGGAGGUCGGGGUGUUUGCGUCUCUUUGCCAGUACUUCAGUGAGACUGAGAAGCAGUGGCGGACAGACGGCAUGGUGCCGCUGGCAGAGACCAACUCCAGCAGGGCGGUCUGCCGCACCAGGCACCUCACAGCCUUCGCCGCCGGACUCUUUGUGCCGACUAACGCCAUCAGCUUCAAAGUGCCCGAGCGUUCUGGCACUCCCAGCCUGGUCGUGCUGCUGGUGUGUGUGCUGGGCCUGCUAAGUUAUGUGGUGGCUGCUGCCAUUCUGCACAAGUUGGACCAGCUGGACCUGCGGCGGGCCGGUGUGGUUCCUCUCUGCGGCUGCGAUGGACUUUUUAAGUACGAGGUGCAAGUCAAAACCGGCUGGAGUCGUGGGGCAGGCACCACGGCUCAUGUCGGGAUCAGCCUGUACGGACGGGAGAGCCGCAGCGGACACCGCCACCUCGACAGCAGAGGGGCUUUCACACGCAAUGCGCUCGACAUCUUCCACAUCGCCACCGAUACCAGCCUGGGUAGCAUCUGGAAAAUACGAGUCUGGCACGACAACAAGGGUCUGUCUCCAGCGUGGCUGCUGCAGUACGUCCUGGUCAAAGACCUGCAGACUGGGAGCAGCUACUACUUCCUGGCUGAGGAGUGGCUGUCGGUGGACAACGAGAGAACUGACGGGCGAGUGGAGAUGGAGGUGGAGGCCUCGGAGGAGGCGGUCCUGCUGCAGAGGCCCCGCCUCCUGCGCUGCGAGCUGCAGAGGGCGCUGUGCGAGAGCCACCUGUGGCUGUCGCUGUGGGAGAGGCCGGCCCGCAGCCCCUUCACCCGCCUGCAGCGAGCCACCUGCUGCGCCGUGCUGCUGCAGCUCUUCCUGCUGGCCAACACGCUGUGGCACAGCGUCGUGGUGGACAGGAGAUACAGCCCCCGAGCCGUGUCCAGGUUUCUGUCGCUGAACGGAGAGACGGUGGCGGCGGGCGUGGUGAGCUGUCUGGUCGUCUACCCUCUCUACCUGCUCGUCUUCACCGUCUUCAGAAUGAGCCGCAGCAAGUGUGUGACGGUGGAGCAGGUGCCGCCACAGAGCGACCAGGAGUCGGUGGAGAUCGAUGACUUCCUGGACAACUCCAUGGCAGGAAGCUCCUUCCUCUUUUAUAACGGCGAGACCAACUCAGAGGAGACCAACGUGGAUUUGCCCACUCCAUCCACCAAAAGCGAGGAGAGCUGGGGCAUGGCGGAGGAGGAGGUGGAGGACCGGGAUUGGCCGGAGCUGUUGAGCGACGCGUCGGUGGUGGGGGGGGCGGGACACGGGGCCGGGAUGCCCCGGCUGAAGAGGGGCCAGGGCAGCAGGCACCUGGGCGUGGACAUGACCUUCAACCCCGACGACGAGGAGGGCGCAGACCAGCGCAACAAAUACUUCACCUCAUCGGACGAAGAUCUCAUCAAGCACAUCCUGACUGAUGGACAGAACUUCUUUCCUCAAGCAGAUGAAAGCGAGAUGGCCGACCUGUCGAGUAUUUUCGGAGACAAGACUGAAGUGAUUCUCCUCCAGAAGCUGAAUGAGCCGCUUCCUCUUGAAUCCGUGAGAAGAGAUCCUCCAAAAACUGCUUUCACCUCCAACACAGUCGUGACCGACGUGUGCCGUCCCAGACGGUUCCCUCCCUGGUGUGGACGCGCCGCCCUGUGGGGCAGCUGGGCCGGGAUCGCCGUGGCCAGCGCCGUCUCCAUCUGGGCCGGCCAUAGCUUCAGCCAGAGCGUGGCCAUGAUGUGGUUGAUCUCCUGCUUUGCCAGUUUCCUGUGCUCCUGCCUGGUCAUGGAGCCUUUGAAGGUGUUGUGUGAAGGAGUCUACUACGCGCUGUGCGUGCGCCGGCUGCGUCCGGAGGACCAGGACGUGCUGGUGGAGUUCCCGCGGGUGGAGAGGGUGGUCCAGCGAGUCCACAGAGUGAGACCGCCGCAGGGCUUCGCUCUGUCUCAGGCCCGGCAUCAGGCCCGCAAAGUCCACAUGCUGCACACCAUGCUGAAGAAUUUCCUGGUUUACAUGUUUUUCCUGUUGAUCGUUUUGCUCCUAAACUACUCCGACUCGGCCAAAGACACGCACAGCCUGAGACUACGCACACAGCUGCAGCGAGCCCUGCACACACCCGAGUACCACAACAUCACCAGCCGUGGAGAUGUCCUGACGUGGCUGAAUGGGUCGCUGUUGCCACGGCUACUGGAUGAGUCUGUCCUCCUGAGAGACACGGGAAGCGUGUUGCUGGGCACGCUGCGGCUCCGACAGAUCCGAGACAAACACGGUGUUGCGAGGGUGGAAAAGGGAUCAGUUGUGUGGGAAACUGACUUUUCUUCGUCUUCGGCUAACACCAUGGACAAUAUGACAGAUGUUGGUUCAAACAGUGCAGAUUGGGUUUGGCGUUUGGGUCACAUCGGGGCGUAUAACAACAGAGAAGUGCUUCACGAGCUGAACAGGAGUCUGGAGGAGGCCUGCUGGUCCGUCCGGCGGCUGCAGCAGCUCCACUGGCUGGACCACAGGACUCGCGCUGUGUUUGUCGAGUUCUCGCUCUACAACGUCAACACGGACCUCCUGGCCGUCUUCUCCUUCGUGUUCGACUUCCCGGUUUCUGAGCGUGCUCAGUCCAGCCUCGACCUCAUUGUCAUCACUUUGUGGCCCAUCACAGGCCCGGACCUGCAGCUGCUUCUGAUGAUCGUCCUCCUCGGCCUGGUGUUGUAUUUUCUGGUUCGAGGGAUCCUGGGCUUCCUCAGAGAAGGCUCCAGGUACCUGCUGUCGGCCUGGAGGCUGCUGGGGAUUUGCAAACUGUCUCUGGCCGCCUCUGUGUGCGGCUUGCACCUGAGCCACUACGUCAUGGCCAGGCAGAGGUGGGCGUCGUACCUGAGUCACCCGCAGGACGCCUUCACAGACUUCUACCCGCUGGCCCGGCAGAGUCAGAUCUACACCGUCAUGUCGGCCAUGUUGCUGUUCGUGCUCGUGCUCAAGGCGUCCCACCAGCUGCGCUUCCUGCGGGAGUGGGCCGUGUUUGGCAGGGCCCUGCGGCGGUCCGUCUGGGAGCUGCUGGGGGUGGCCCUGGCGUUGCUGGUGUUGGUGCUGGCCUACUCACACACAGGACACCUGCUCUUCCACGCCGCUCUGGACGGCUACGGCACCGUCGCCUCCACCUGCCUGUCUCUGCUGGGGGCCGGUGGGCGUGGCCUGUUGUCGUGGCGCCCUGCCUGGACGUUCACCGGUCCGUCCAGCACCGUCUCCUCGCUGGCGUUCCACGUGAGCUUCGCCGUCCUGCGGCUGGCGCUGCUGUGGGCGGUGACGGCCGUGCUGCUGAGGAACUACCGGCGCGCCCGCGCCGAGCUGUACCGGCCGGCGGUGGACCUGCAGGACUACGAGAUGGUGGAGCUGUUCCUCCGGCGGCUCAAGAUGUGGAUGGGACUGAGCAGGGCCAAGGAGUUUCGGCACAAGGUGCGAUUUGAAGGCAUGGAGCUGCCGCCGUCCCGCUCCUCCUCCACCAGCGACUGUAAGUCCCUCUGCCUGCCGCCGCUGGACAGCCCCGACUCCCCGCCCACCCCGGACAGCGUCGACGCCGGCUCCGAGGCCUCGUGGCGGCCCGCCUCCUCCAGCCCCUGCAGCCUGACGGAGGCCCCCGGGAUCGGCCUGGGCCUGGGGCUGGGGCUGGGCCUGGGCCUGGGCCCCGGCGUGGUGGUGGGGGGCAGCAGCUGGAGGGAGAGGGCGGAGACCGAAGCCUCUCUGAGGAGGCUCCUCCCCACGCUGGACGCCCUGCUGCAGCAGCUGGACCGCGUCACGGUGGCCACGGAGGACGUCUACCACGUGGAGUGCAGGCUGGAGCGAGCCCAGAGGAAGAGGAGGCGGCGAGCGAGAGAGAGGGGAGACGACGCUCCGGCGGGCCAAAGCGAGGGACGACACCGCAGGAAGAGCGAGAGCAAAGACUCCAAGGAUCGGAAAGGGAGCAAAGAGAAGCCUAAAGGAGGCAGGAAGAGUAAGAAGACUGAAAGAGGGGAACUUCCUAAAGACAGUGGGAGCACCUCCACCAACCCCAAAAAGACCCCCGUGGCUACACCCGUGCCUUUUUUAAAGCCCCGCCCUGCUUCUGCCUCCAUCCAGUCAUCAUCCAAACCAGUCGGUGCACCUCCGCCCACAGCGGCGGCCGACCCUUCCUCUGCUCCAUCAGCAAACAGCCUCUCUCCUCACACCCUGCCGCCAAAAAACAAUACCCGCGCCCCCACCCCGUCCCUCCCCGGCUCCACGCCCGCCGCCCGGGACUGGGAUCCUCCCACGGAGCGGGAGAGCCUGUCCGCCUCCAGCCUGUUCAACCACCCCGCCCACACGACCACCAUCCCCACACACAAGAGGAAACGCAAACCGCCGCCACUCAAGAACAAGGUACACCCCACCUAAAGAGAGACGACAGAGGAGAGGAGGACGGUGGGAACAUGGAGCUGGGUUCCGGAGGAGAGGAGGUGGAGGACGGGGGCAGCUGGUUUUGUCCCCAGAUCCUCCUCUCUGAACAGGACUGAGGCAAGUACAAGAUGGAAGGAGAAGCAUCAGAGUCUUGGGGGGGAAAAGAGAAAAGACUCAGAGACUCAGCAGGUUUAUAAGUUGUCAACCGUCUGAAUACCAACUCAGUUUUCACUGAAACGAGGUGCUGGUCGCCGCAGAGUAACUGAGCUGGUUGGGGGGGGGGGGGGGGGGGGGGGGGGGGGAGUCAAAUCAAGAAACGGUCUUUUAAUCCCCAACCCUGAACCCGAACUCGCCGGUCUGUGACCCUGGAGGUCACACUGGGUUUUUGACAGGAGCGCAGACGCGUGCUCACCAGAGGACUCGAGGAAAUGCAAGCAGACUAUGCAGUUGGUCUUUCAGUGUACGUCAGAAGAAAAAAAAAAACAACUGUUGAUUUCUCAGUGACGUUGUCUGUUUAUGUGUUGUUUUAUUUUAUAUUGUAGUCAGCGUGGCUACUUGCGGCCUGUCUUAAGUCGUGUUUUAUGAACCUAAAUUCGCAUGUAGGUGCUCACAGAUUAUACGCACAUGCCGGGACACACACACACACACACACACACACACACACACACACACACACACACACACACACACACACACACGGAUAGUCACAUAGUACACUGUAAAUCACAUGUCAACAAAUUAUAAUGUGUUGUAAAUGCACCCAUACCUACCUAUACAGUACUGUGCAGAAAGUUUCAGGCAGUUGUGAUGAAAUGCUGCAAAAGCAGAAAAAUGUUUCUCAGUCAGUUAAAAAAAAAAAGCGAGAUGAGUAAUUAUGGAUCUUCUGAGAUCUUUGAUGUCUUCCACGGGUUUUCAGAGGAG